This is a messenger RNA of Ananas comosus (pineapple), 1641 nucleotides long. Its product is annotated as putative receptor-like protein kinase At4g00960. Gene Ontology annotation, biological process: protein phosphorylation. Bases 209 to 1423 code for a protein of 404 amino acids. The record is from RefSeq and is a predicted model, not a curated record. Gene Ontology annotation, molecular function: ATP binding; protein kinase activity. The transcript is spliced from 5 exons. NCBI's taxonomy places the organism in Eukaryota, Viridiplantae, Streptophyta, Magnoliopsida, Poales, Bromeliaceae.
GUUGGGAGGACCGGUCUCCUUCUCCUACGCCGAUCGAGGCUUCUUAUAGCAGAUGUGGCACCGGCCCGAGAACUCUCCCUACCCUUACCCUACUCCCAAAAAAAGAGAGAGAGAGAAAAAAAAAAAAGGGUAAAAAGAAGAAGUUGUGAUCAUCGAUCGAAGAUCCUAUUCUAUCCCCGCGAGCGCGCACGCACGCACCGAGUCGUGUAUGCGGGCCCCCGCAUCGGCGUCGAUGCGGGGCGGCGCAUGGUGGCGGCUGUGCGGGUGCUGGGCGGGGGGAGGGGGAGGGGGAGGAGUCGGCGACGAGAAGCGGGAGGGGACGGAGUCGGCGCCGACUUCGUGGAAUCUGUUUAUCGAGCUCGGCACGCUCGAAGUCGCCACCGACAACUUCUCCGACGCCAACCUCCUCGGCCGCGGCGGAUUCGGCCCCGUCUACAAGGGUGUAUUGGAAAAUGGGGAAGCGAUAGCAGUGAAGAAGCUAUCGCUAGAGUCGCGACAGGGGGUGAAGGAGUUCAUCAAUGAGGUCAGGCUUCUGCUUAAAAUCCAACACCGUAAUUUGGUCUCGCUGCUCGGCUGUUGUGCCUCCUCCGGACAAAAGAUGCUCGUCUAUCCUUACUUCCCCAACCGCAGCCUCGACCACUUCCUCUUCGAUAAGAAGAAGAGUGUAUUGUUAGAUUGGUCAAAGCGUUUUGAGAUAAUAGUUGGAGUGGCAAAGGGUCUGCUUUACCUUCAUGAAGAAUCUCCAGUGAAGAUCAUCCAUAGAGACAUAAAGGCAAGUAAUAUCUUGCUUGAUGACCAAUUAAAUCCGAAGAUCUCUGACUUUGGCAUGGCAAGGCUUUUCCUUGAGGAUGAUACCCAUGUCAAUACAUUUAGGAUUUCCGGCACCUAUGGUUAUAUGGCUCCGGAAUAUGCCAUGAAUGGUUACUUGUCAGCAAAGACGGAUGUUUUCAGUUUCGGCAUGUUGGUGUUGGAGAUUGUGAGCGGGAGGAAGAAUAUUGACCGGCAUUUGGAUGAAGAGAAGAUUGACCUUUUGAACUACACAUGGAAAUUAUCAGAAGAGGGAAGAGCUUCCGAGAUCAUGGACCCGACUCUCUCGGAAUGUGACGCCGACGAAGUUUUGUUGUGCAUCCAAAUUGGCUUGCUAUGUUGUCAAGCCAUAGUCUCCGAUCGGCCUGAUAUGAACAGCGUCCAUCUGAUGCUCUGCAGUGGCUCUUUCACGUUGCCGAAGCCCGGUAGGCCCGCAAUCCACGGCCGGGUCGGACGAUGGAGCACCACCAGUUCCACCGCAAUGAGCUCUAACACCAACAACACGAAUAGCACUUUUGGUACCACCGACACAACGAAAGCCUCUAAUUUGUUUAGUGUAGCCGAAGAAUACUCCAGGAAUUCUAUAUCUGUUUCAUUUACAUCAGAAGGCCGGUAAAUUAAUACAUGUAUAUAUACAAAUGUACACUAAGAUUCUUCUCUCUUUCUUUCCUUUUUGUUUGUAAGUAAUUUUUCACUGUUGGAUUUGAGUAUUUAUGUACUAGUUGAGUUAAAAUUCGUUUGGUGAGAGUAUUUUUUCCCACCAACGUAGUGAUAGAUAUUAGUGUAAGAAAAAUUUCAAAAUAAUAUAGUAUUUAGUUUGUUCUUUGACUCUUA